Messenger RNA from Papaver somniferum (opium poppy), 1626 nucleotides. RefSeq lists its product as uncharacterized. Gene Ontology annotation, molecular function: zinc ion binding; nucleic acid binding. The coding region runs from base 1 to 1626 and encodes 541 amino acids. The transcript has a single exon. The record is from RefSeq and is a predicted model, not a curated record. NCBI's taxonomy places the organism in Eukaryota, Viridiplantae, Streptophyta, Magnoliopsida, Ranunculales, Papaveraceae.
AUGCCAAGACCUCGUCGUGCACCAUUUCGUACUGAAGCAGAAAUCACCCGAGAUGCUAUUGCUGAGCUACAAGCCCAGAUGGCCACGAUCACUACCACUCUCCAAGCCAUUGCUGUUCAGCAACAACCACCACCAGUUCGAGAAAAUAUUGAACAUGAAAAUAAUAAUAACAGUAACGUUGGUGACAACGAAGAAAACCCGUUUUCAGAAAUAGAUAACCCCUUUGCAAAUCUACGCAACAACCGUCCCCUGACACAAGACAACGUCCAAAUUGCAGCAGCGGAUAAUCAUUGGGAAACAGGAUUCAAAACCGAGAUACCAGAGUUUCAUGGAAAUUCUUCGGCUGAAGAAAUGCUCGAUUGGAUAGUCACGAUGGAAGAAAUUCUGGAGUUCAAACGAGCUCCAAUGGAUCGAUGUGUUCCUGUUUUAACGAUGCGUUUUCGUGGAAGAGCAGCUGCAUGGUGGACACAAUUGAAGACAACUCGUGCACGUCUCGGAAAACCGAAGAUCAUGUCAUGGGAUAAACUUACAUCGAAACUUAAGAAAACAUUCUUGCCUUACAAUUAUGACCAGCUUAUGUUUCAGUGUCUCCAUACCAUCCGCCAAGGCACCCGAUCUGUGGCUGAUUACUCCACUAAAGUUUUUUUACUUCUCAAUCGAGUUGAUAUACAAGACUCUGAGCGUCAAUUGGUAGCACGAUUUACAGCAGGAUUACGACAACAGAUUCAACACACAAUCAAUCUCUUCCAUCCAUUGACACUGUCAGAAGCACAUCAACAAGCUUUAACUAUUGAGGCACAAACUAAAUCAUCCUUUUCAUCCUGGUCUACUGUUCGUUCUUCUCGACCAAAUCACACUCCGACUGCGACAGAUGACGUUGUUUCUGUCAAAGCAGACACACCCAUUGUUCCAGCUCUUGACAAUCGGCAAACUCGACCAAACUCACUUCGUUGCUUUUCUUGUGGAGAUAUAGGUCACCGACAGUCUAACUGCCCCAAUAGAAACAGAAGAGGCCUCCUCCUUGACACUGCUGGUAAUGACGUUGAAGUAAUUUACGAAGAGGAAGCUGCGGAGCCACAAGAUGAAGUGGAGGUUCUUAUAGCUGAUAGUGGACCAACAUUAAUGUUACGACGUGUGUGUUUAGCUCCGCGUGGAACAGAUAUCAACCCUCAACGACAUAAUCUUUUUCAUUCAAAGUGUACUAUUGGAGGCAAGGUGUGCAAAUUCAUAAUUGACUCUGGAAGUAGAGAAAACGUCAUUGCUGAGGAAGUUGUAAACAAGCUUCAACUAUCAACAGAACUACAUCCUAACCCUUACAAGUUGGCAUGGCUGGAUCGGAAAACCGAUGUACUCAUAACUCGACGAGCAUUGAUUUCUUUUUCGGAGGGUGAUUCAUAUAAGGAUCAGAUUUAUUGUGAUGUUGCUCCGAUGGAUGCUUGCCAUCUACUCUUAGGACGCCCUUGGUUAUUUGAUCUUCGAGUACAACAAGAUGGCUAUCGUAAUACCUACAAUUUUCGUUACAAUAAUCGCAAUAUCACUCUACAGCCUUCUUUGCCCGAGAAACAGCACACACCAUCAGCUCCAGUCCUUCUCUUGCAGCAAAAGGCUUUUGAACAAACACUUUGA